Colletotrichum graminicola M1.001 is the source of this 2976-nucleotide messenger RNA. Its product is annotated as tuberous sclerosis 1. The record is from RefSeq and is a predicted model, not a curated record. Gene Ontology annotation, cellular component: TSC1-TSC2 complex. Gene Ontology annotation, biological process: regulation of cell cycle; negative regulation of TOR signaling. The transcript has 4 exons. The coding region runs from base 1 to 2976 and encodes 991 amino acids. Lineage: Eukaryota; Fungi; Ascomycota; Sordariomycetes; Glomerellales; Glomerellaceae.
AUGGCGUUAUCAGCGUCACUCAAGGACCUGUCUAAGGUACUGACGUCCUUCUUCGCCUCACCUUCCCUUCCGCUGCCCGACGAUGUCGCCGAGGUCAUCGAUGCCUACCUGAACAAGCAUGAAAAAUACGAUGAUUCGAGCGCCGAACGACUGCAGGAUGAACUCCUCAGCACCUGGGAGAAGCAAAUAAAGGAUGCGCCGGCCAAAUAUGCCCCUUUUCUACAUAUCUUCCGCCUUCUGGUGCCUGCGAUCCGCGCGCCCGCCCGCUUGCUCAAGUGGUGGGAUAUGCUUCACAACCCUGUCCUGGAGAAUAUCACCCGGGAGAAGGAUUUGAUGGAAGAGUCAAACUUGGCAACACUGGAAGUUUUGAUGCUAGGAACACCUGAAGACGACGACUCAAGUGCCGAACCCGGCAUCAAUCCGUUCGCCAAACGGCUAUUGCUGGCAUGGUUGGAAAGAUACCACAAAAUUCAGUCCGAGAGCGACUUGAAUGCGCAAUCCAGCGAGCGCACGCUACGUCAGGCUUUGAUCACCUACGGCAAGAAGAAGCCCAAAGAUUUUCUCUCCACAUUGGAUACCUGCUUCGUGCGGAGUGAAUUCCGAGCGAGAGUCGCCAGACUGCUUUGCGAAUUCAUUCAAAGUCAGCCACCGCACCUACACCUAAUACUGCAGACGCCGCUGUUCAACAACUUGAUGCGAUGCUUACAGCAAGACACAUCAGCAGCCGUCAUUUCCGUGACAAUCACCGCUUUGAUUAUGAUAUUGCCGCAUAUGCCAAGUUCGUUGGUGCCGCAUCUCCCAACUCUGUUCAACAUAUACGCACGGUUGCUAUUCUGGGAUAGCGAAUGGACUGGAAUCAUUGAGCCCACAUCGGAUGAAGGCGAUCAGAAGAGUCUCGCAUUGCCGUCAAGGUGGGAGACCUGCCAUUCUCCGCCAGAGGCCGAUGAAAUUGAGAUCCCUCACUUGUCCAACUACUUCACAAUUCUCUACGGCUUAUAUCCCAUCAACUUCAUGGACUACAUCCGGAAACCACAGCGGUAUCUCCGACAUGCAAAUGCAGUCAACCCGGACGAGCUUGAAGUCCAGCCAACCGAAAUACGGCACAAGUCUGAACGCUACAGGCAAAGUCACCUUCUGCAUCCCAACUUCUACACUCUCACGAUCGACUCCGAAAAGACCGACUUCGGGCGUUGGAUGACAAGUGAGCCCGCAGAAGUCGUGGCUGAAUGUAUGGCGCUGCGUUUUUCCCCCGAAACUUUCGCAACUGUCGACCAGGGCCAUGGCCAAGCCCUUGAGGCACACAACUCCCCGCGGAGCGACGAAUCAGAUCGGGAUGGUCUCGGGCCUGCCCUGCUUAGUGGCUCCAGUUUGGAACCUGUGGCAGAGAGCUGGAAAACCACGCAAAAUCCAGAACAAGACGAGGGAGCGAGCAGCCAUACCCAUGCUACUAGCCAGCGCCAGAGCUCACUAUCUAGUCAGCCUUCACAUAGGACCUCACUCGAAGCCCCCAAGGCCGAUAUAGUAGCUGACAGCCCUACGCUACCCCCGCAGCUCGUCACAUCGCCCUCUCAUACACAGUUGCAGGACAUGUUGCACUCGAAUAAGGUCAUCAAGUCGGGACUCCAUCAGUCACUGGCGAACGACAGUGUCCCGUCACUCGCCCUGAGCCAUCAGGAGUCCGCGGCAGAGAAGUCUAACAGUUAUGUGCCCCCUCCUCUACCGACUGUUUCAGCCCCCACGUCUGUUUCCGAUGGCCAGUCUCAGAUCGCGCAUUUGCAGCGGCAGAUUCUCCUUCUGCACAAUGACCUGAACUUUGAGAGGUAUCUCAAGCAGCAACACAUGGCACACAUCGGUGAGUUGCGGCGAAGGCAGGUUAGGGAAGCGGCAAGUGAGGCUGAGACCCAGAAUCUCAUCCUGACCAAUCGAACAUUGAGAAAGCGGUUGGAAGAUUCAAAGAAGGCCGAAAUGCAGACCAGGAAGGAGUCGGAGAAGAGCCGUACACUGGCGAAGAAGUGGGAGUCCGACUUAUCCGCCAAACUGAGAACGCUGCGUGAGGAAUCGAGAAAGACCAAGACGGAAAUCCAAUCGUUGAAGCAGGAGCUCCAGAGUGCAAGAGAAGAGUGCGAGAAACUGAAGAAGCUGGUAUGCGACGCCGAGGUCAAGGAGCUCAAUUCGAAGCAGACCAUGCAAUCCAUCGAGAUCAAUGCCGCCGAGAAUGAUCGGCUGAAGGCCGAUGUGGAGCGCCUGUCGACCUCGGAAAGGAAUCUCCAAGCUAAGGAGGGAGAGAGGCAGGCGGCGAUCACGUCUGCGACGGAAGCAGAAAACCGAGCAAAGACGCUUGGCUUGCAGCUUCAGGCUCGCGAGGAGGAGCUCCAAAAGACCAAGAAGCUCUUCCAGGCCCAGAUCGGGGUGCUGAACGCGAAGCUCCUCGAAGCACACACCGGUCUCUACAGUAAACGAACCGCCGAGACCAAGGCUGCUGUGGAGAGUGCCCUUGCAGCGAGCCGGGCGAAGCAGGCCGAGCUGCAGAAGCAGUAUACCACUCUGAUGAGGAAGUACACAGUACUGCAGUCGCAGGUCGAGGAGAACCGGUUCUCGGUUGGGUCGUCCAACUCGCACGGACGAGGUGACUUGGUCUUCUGCAUGGAUGGCGACGGUGAGGGCUCAAUGCACUCAACCAGUCCCGUCACGACGCGGGGAAGCCACUCAGGCUUGCACAGGGUCUUGUCCGACCACGACUUCAUGACGUACAACGCGACACCGCCCAUCAUGUCCAAGCCGGCGACGCCGGUGCCGGCGGGCCUGGCGCAUCUGCCGCCAGUGCAGUCCAGCCCGCUGGAUUUGGACGACGGCGCAGCGGCCAGCCCAUCGUCGGCAGAAGCGAAAUAUCACGGCAGAGGCGGAGUUCAAAACCGACGAAAAGACGAAAAGGGCAAGAAGUCCGGAGUGAUUCGGGGUAUCCGCGGAUACAUGUGA